Messenger RNA from Vicugna pacos (alpaca), 997 nucleotides. The record is from RefSeq and is a predicted model, not a curated record. NCBI's taxonomy places the organism in Eukaryota, Metazoa, Chordata, Mammalia, Artiodactyla, Camelidae.
ACACGUGUUUAGAUGAUGAACUUGUGUUUUUCUCGCACGGAGCCCCCAGGGGUGGGGGGCCACAGCUAUUGUCUUCAAAAACACCCUCCCACCAUGUCGGACGAGGAAGUUGAGCACGUCGAGGAAGAGUACGAGGAGGAAGAAGAGGCCCAGGAGGAAGCGCCCCCUCCACCUGCAGAAGUCCAUGAAGUCCAUGAGGAAGCCCAUGAAGUUCAUGAAGUUCAUGAAGUUCAUGAACCAGAGGAAGUCCAAGAAGAUGCAGAGGAGGAGGAGGAGGAAGAGGAGAAGCCGAGACCCAGACUCACUGCUCCUAAGAUCCCAGAAGGGGAGAAAGUAGACUUCGAUGACAUCCAGAAGAAGCGUCAGAACAAAGACCUCAUGGAGCUGCAGGCGCUCAUUGACAGCCACUUCGAGGCGCGGAAGAAGGAGGAGGAGGAGCUGGUCGCACUCAAGGAGAGAAUUGAGAAGCGCCGUGCGGAGAGAGCAGAGCAGCAGAGGAUCCGGGCUGAGAAGGAGCGGGAGCGCCAGAACCGGCUGGCGGAGGAGAAGGCCCGUCGGGAGGAGGAGGAGGCCAAGAGGAGGGCGGAGGACGACCUGAAGAAGAAGAAGGCUCUGUCCUCCAUGGGCGCCAACUACAGCAGCUACCUGGCCAAGGUGCGGCGGCGCGGGGCGCGGGGCGCGGGCUGGGACUCCCUGCACAAGCUGGAGACUGAGAAGUUCGAGUUGGGGGAGAAGCUGAAACGCCAGAAAUACGAUAUCAUCAACCUCAGGAGCCGCAUCGACCAGGCCCAGAAGCACAGCAAGAAGGCCGGGACCACGCCCAAGGGCAAAGUCGGUGGGCGCUGGAAGUAAAGCCGCAGAGACUGCCCCGGGCAGAGACCAUCGGCCGGAGCAGCCCACAUGGCGGUGUCCGGCCCCACCCCCCAGCACCCGAGUCUCUGUCCUCGCUGCCCUCACCCCCUGGGGUCUGUGAAUAAAGCUGGCAGAUCCCCCUCCA